AUGGCCACCCCCAGUGUUCUCACCUUUGACGCUGAGGACGGUCUCUCCCUGUUUGACCUCACUUCUGGUGCCUCUCCUGCCCAUACUGCUGAUGCUGACACCACUGUUCGCUCACAGUGGGCCACGCGCGAUGCUGCUACCCGCCUUGCUGUGCGCCGCCACUUACCGACCGCUGAGCGUGCGCAUUUUAGUCAGUACAAGAGUGCUAAGACCUUGUACGACACUGUAGUUGCACGCUACUCUUCCCCUGCCACUUCUGCUCUUAGCCGCGUCAUACUGCCGUUCCUCUUCCCUGACCUCGCCGCUUUUCCCACAGUCGCUGACCUCAUUACACACCUUCGCACUAGUGACAUUCGCUACCGCGCUGCGCUUCCUGCUGAGUUCUGCGCCAAGAACCCCCCCCCUAUGGACCACUUCCUCUCUGUUUGCCCCACCAAUCUCACCGUUGACCUCCUCGAGGAGCGCCUCCUAGCAGCAGAGAAGAGUAUAGUCGUAAUAGGAGCCUCUCGUGGUGACCCUCGCACCCCUAUCUUUGAGGGGUGCUCCCCCUCCCCCCUCUUGCCCUCUGUUGCCUAUGCUGCUGCGGCCGACCUCGUUGGUCUUGAGUCGGUCGGCGCGGCGUCUGCCCCUAGCGGGAGACGUUGCUCAGGCAAGGGCAAGGGGGGCAAGGGCGCUAGAGGAGCUGGCGGGGGCGGUGGAGGCGGCGGUGGAGGCGGCGGAGGGGGUGGGGGUGGCAGUGGGAGUGGUGGCGGUGGUGGGGGCGCUAGUGGCGGCAGUGGAGGCGGAGGAGGCGGCGGUGGUGGCGGUGCGGGCGGAGGUGGCGGAGGUGGAGGCGGUGGUGGAGGUAGCGGUGGCGGAGGUGGAGCUGGUCGGGGCGGCGCUAUGCACAGGGUCGGCUCCGGUGGUGGUCAGCGCCAGCAGCAGCAGCAGCAGCAGCGCACUCGUGAGACCCCUUCCCCCCAGCAGCUUCGUGAGUGGUACACUGCUCGUCUGCGGGGUGGGGGUGCUGGCCCCUGUACCUACGUUCUACGCACCGGCGACCGCGCGGGUGAGCAAUGUGGGGGUCCGCACUCCACCCACCGCUGCUUUGGCCGCCUGACGGACUCUUGGCGUCAUCCGUUCCCUGACGCUACUAAGAUCCCUCGCUGGGGCGAGCUGUCUAGGGCGGGUGUUUCGAUCUUUGAUCUUGACUAUGAUGCUAUUCGUGCUGCCAUGUAUGCUGUGACUAUUAGUGAUGAGGGUGACUGUUACCGGUGUUUUCCGCCUGACCCGGGCAUUAAGGCUGCUGCUCUAGGUGCUUGUGAGGCUGCUGCUUUAGGUGCCAGUGAGCCUGCUGCCCCAGGUGCUGGUGAGUCUGCGCUCUCAGGUACCGCGUCGGCUCCGGCCACCCACACCUUCACCCUUGACUCGGGUGCUUCCCGCUCCUUUUUUCGAGACCGCUCCACGCUUACGCCGCUUAGUCGGCCAGUGGCAGUCUCCCUGGCAGACCCCUAUGGGGGUCCUGUCCUUGCCCACUUCUCCACUGUUCUACCGUGUCCGGCGGCCCCUUUUGGCACCCUGUCGGGUCUUUACCUCCCCUCGUUCUCUACGAACUUGGUAAGUGGUGCUGACCUCCAGGAUGGAGGGGUUCACCAGUUCACUCCUGCGAGUUAG
This is a messenger RNA of Closterium sp. NIES-65, 1653 nucleotides long. Lineage: Eukaryota; Viridiplantae; Streptophyta; Zygnematophyceae; Desmidiales; Closteriaceae. The record is from the annotation of a GenBank genome assembly.